AUGGUCAAGAGAAAGAGCGAGGAUGCACAGCUGAGCGCUCGUGCUACCAACGGNAAAGAACGCCAGAUUCGCAGAAGCAGCCAAACCCAGCAAGCCUGCAAGAAAAUCCACAUCGACCAAGCCACCAAANNGGCCUCCGCCAAACCUGCUGUCGCGAUCAAGGACACCAAGUCAGAGUCAAAGUCAGCAUCCGUCUCUAUCCAAGUUGUCACGGGAUCAUACGAGAGGGUUCUCCACGGCUUCGCUGCCACCGUCUCUGAGGAUGUCCUGCAGUCUGGAUCAUCAGAGGAAGAGCAGAAAGAGCCUACAUACUCGGAUACCUUCUUGUUUGCCGCUCAUUCGAGCGCCGUCCGUUGCCUAGCUCUCUCGGCACCCAACGAGGCUCACAAACGAGUGCUCGCGACCGGCAGUACAGACGAGCGCAUCAACCUGUUCAACCUCUCAACCUCUCCACCUCUUGUUAGCGACAAACCUCAACUUCCUAGUCUCUCGGCUACCAGCAUUAUCGAGAACCCGAGAAACAAGGAGCUCGGCAGUCUACUACACCAUGCGCGCAGCGUCAACAAGCUACAAUUUCCUACCCGGGGUAAGCUCUUCAGCGCAGCAGACGACAACACUGUCGCCAUUUCGAGGAGCCGCGACUGGACUGUGCUAUCAACAAUCAAGUGCCCUAUUCCCAAGGCUGUGGGACGGCCUAGUGGAGACACUGCUGGACCGGGAGAAGUACCUACCGGAGUCAAUGACUUUGCCAUUCACCCUAGCAUGAAGGUAAUGGUUACUGUGGGCAAGGGAGAGAGAUGCAUGAGACUGUGGAACCUGGUGACUGGCAAGAAGGCUGGAGUUUUGAAUUUUGACAAGACUUUGUUGCAGGCUGCGGGCGAGGGCAGAUACAGCAGCGGCGAAGGAAGGAAACUGGCAUGGGGUGAGGACGGUGAGGAGUAUGUCGUUGGUUUCGAGAGAGGAGCUGUGAUUUACGGCAUGGACUCGAUGCCCAAAGCUAUUAUCCGGCCUUCACCUCCUACUAAACUUCAUCAGAUGCGCAUCGUGCCCGCUGGUGAGGAACAUAGCAUCCUGGCAGUGUCGACCGAGGAUGGCAGAAUCAUCUUCUACGAUCUGAAGACAACGAUCGAGAGCGAAAAGGAGGACGAAGAAGUACCGCAGUGCGCGGCAUUGGGACAGUUGGGAGGCAACCAAGCGGGCUUCAGUGGCAGAAUCAAGGACUUUGAAGUGUUGCAGCACAAGGCAGGAGCACCACUGAGCAUUGUGACGGGCAGCAGCGAUGGCGCUGUCAGGCUGUGGAAAUGCAGUCUUUCAGAGAUUCUGGAGGGAGCUGGCACGGAAGAAGCAAAGGGCGCGGUGCGUCAAGUUGGCACGUCGAUAGGAACGCACGAGACCGGGCACCGCAUCACAUGCCUGGCCGCUUUUGUGAUGGAUGGCCCGGCGGAAGUGGCAGACGACGAGGAUGAUGAUGCACAGGACAUGGCCCAAGGAGCAGAGAGUGACAGCGACGACGAGUAG
This is a messenger RNA of Aureobasidium uvarum, 1518 nucleotides long. Lineage: Eukaryota; Fungi; Ascomycota; Dothideomycetes; Dothideales; Saccotheciaceae. The record is from the annotation of a GenBank genome assembly.